Messenger RNA from Eimeria acervulina, 456 nucleotides. Its product is annotated as BTB/POZ domain-containing protein, putative. Gene Ontology annotation, cellular component: cytoplasm. Gene Ontology annotation, biological process: regulation of proteolysis; proteasome-mediated ubiquitin-dependent protein catabolic process. The transcript has 2 exons. The annotation marks the transcript as partial. The record is from RefSeq and is a predicted model, not a curated record. Lineage: Eukaryota; Apicomplexa; Conoidasida; Eucoccidiorida; Eimeriidae. Gene Ontology annotation, molecular function: ubiquitin protein ligase binding.
GUACUGCAGAAAAUGCUGAACGGGCCUUUCCGAGAGGCAGAAGCUACGGACAUACACUUAACCGAUAUUUGUCCGUAUGCUGCGCACCAAAUGCUACUUUUUAUCCACACAGAUACCUGCGAAGUACUCAAACAGCUUCAUCGCACAGAUACAUUCGAGGAAAAAAGACAGCGUAGAGAGGCUCUUAUGGGCCUCAUCUCGGCGGCAGACAAAUAUGAUGUACAGGGGCUUAAAGACGAGUGUGAGCAUCAGCUAGCGGCUUUGGUGGACGAAGAUUCCGUUCUUGAUGUGCUGCUUUUCGCGGAGUCAAGGAACUUUACUCGGCUUCUAGACGCAGGUGAUGACUCAACGUGGGGCUUUGUGAAGCGCCCUAGCAGCAGCAACGCCUUGAGUGUAGCCUGGAAGGAAGGAGCAGCGGGCGCAGCAUCCCGGUUGAACUACUUUGUGUCGCAUUAG